UAUUAGUGCGCGUGCUCAGCUGUCCAGUGAAAGAUGGCCGCGAGCUGUGUGGCAAGCUCUCUUUGAGGGAACUGAAGUCUUCGACAGACAUUUGAGGCAUUUUAAUUAGUACGGAAAAUCCGUUGUCUUUAACGGGGAAAAUGCUUCUGUAACCAUACACUUCGUUCAGAAUUUAUUUAAGAAGACUAAACACUAAGCAGGUGCUGAGUUGUCGGAAUGGCGACUGGAGGGGCUUCGUUUGAUGAUUGCGCAGAUGAGCAGGAGCUACACAACUGGACAGUCACAAAUGGAAGUCUAGAGGACCGUCUCAAUAAUAUGGACUGGGGCAUUCAUCAGAAGAAAGCCAAUCGCUCCUCAGAGAAAAACAGGAAGAAGUUCUCCACUGUCUCGGAGAGUCGACUGACCAAUGACAUCUCUCCAGAGUCCACACCAGGAGCUGGGCGAAGGCGGGCUCGCACCCCGCACUCCUUCCCCCACGUGAAGUACGCCACACAGAUGUCCGUUCCUGACCAGGCCGAGCUUGAGAGACUGCGACAGAGAAUCAACUUCACUGACCUGGAUGAGAGGAGCAUUGGCAGCGACUCCCAGGGCCGGGUCACGGCCGCCAACAACCAGAGGCAGCUGGCUGAGAACAAGAAGCCCUUUAACUUCCUGCCUCUGCACGUCAACACCAACAAGAGUAAGGAGGCGCCCGUCACCGCCACCCCCUCCACCCUGGGGGGCAAGGAGCCCAAGAAGCAGAGCCCUGGGAGGGACCUGUUUGCCCCUGUGCCCACCUCCAGUAAGGAAGCCUUUGGGCCAGAUAGGGGGGGACCCAUGGAGGCUGGCCAAGGGGAGCCCACCAUUGACAGCAGUCAGGUUGUCAGUAAGCUGGUGCAGAUCCGCGAGUCUAUUAGCAAGGCCAACUCCAUGCGGGAUGACAUGUUGGAGAAGAACGAUGUCCCAGCCAAUGUGGAACGCUUGUCUCACCUGAUCGCACACCUCAAGGAGCAGGAGAGGUCUUACCUAAGGUUUCUCCAAAAGAUGCUGGCGAGGGAGGAGGAGGAUGAGGAGGAGGACGGGGGCACCGUCGACUCGGCCGUAGGCUCGGGCUCAGUGGCGGAGAGCACGUCUUUGAACAUCGAGCCCCGCUCCGAAGCCUCUGGCACCACCGGCCGAGGCGUGCGCGGGGAGCAGAAGGAGGAGCUGGAGAACCUGCGUAAGCAGCACGACCUGCUGAAGAAGAUGCUGGAGCAGCAGGAGCAGCUGCGGGCGCUGCAGGGCAGACAGGCGGCACUCCUGGCCAUGCAGCAGACCGCUGAGCAGGCCAUGCAGGUCAUGGACGAGACCGUGGUGACGGAGACCACAGGCAGUGUGUCUGGCAUCAGCAUCACCUCGGAGCUCAAUGAUGAACUGAACGACCUCAUCCAGCGCUUCCACAACCAGCUCCAUGACUCACAGACUAAGGCAGUGCCUGAUAACCGGCGUCAGGCGGAGAGUCUGUCCCUGUCCAGAGAGGUGUGUCGCUCCAGGGUGCCCCAGCAGUCCCACUCGCAGCCCCAUAGUCCCCUCUCCCCCCGCGGGGCUUCUGCCGCCCCGGCCUCCGCCUCUGCCGGGGCCUCUGCCUCUGCCGCCACCGCCAAGCUCAGCAAGCUGCAGGACCUGCAGGACAAGAAGGAAACGAUGGACAAGAUCCUGCAGGAGCUGCACUCCCUCCGAGACCAGACGCUCAACAACAGCUCCUGUCGGGGAGCGUCUCUCUCCUCCCAACGGGGGUUGGGUGCAGGUGUGUCGUCCGAGCGUCCCUCCGUCCUUGGCCGGGAGGCCAACGGAGCGCGUGCAGUGCGGCAGGACUCCUACCUGGAGGACACCAGCCAUCCUGCUGACAAACUCAGGAAGCUGAAGGAGGUGCACAAGCGCCUGAACGAGCUGCGGGAGCUGGUCCAGUACUAUGAGCAGACGUCGGAUAUGAUGGUGGACGCUGUCAACGAGAACGUCAAGGAUGAUGAUGAGGAGACAGAGGAUGGGUCGCUUUUUGAGGCAAUAUUCGACUCUGAGCAGGAGAAUAGAGAACCCAUCACAAAUAUCAGAAACCCCCGGCACACUGCUAACUGGGUGGACAUGAACAGCCUCACUAAUGGGCGAGGCGCAGGUGGCAGCAACAACAGAGAGGGUCGCCUGAACACAGACUGUGAGAUCAACAACCGCUCCGCCACCAACCUCAGGAGCCUCAACAUCCCCUCUGUCAUCGAAUGCCAAUAUAACAGGGACCGCCAGUUCAACGGCGUGAAGGAUGACGACGAGGCUCUAGAGGAAGACGGCGCACGGCGCAGGCGCAGAGAAAGCGACGGCUCUGGGUCCAGUCGGCGGAGCAGCCUGGGUGUUGCGGAUGAGGACACAGAGUUCGCCCAGAAAGUCCACCGCCUCCAUACCGCUAAACAGAAGUUGCGCCAGCUUCAGGAGCUGGUAGCCAUGGUGCAGAGUGAUGAUACGGAUGCCACCACCGCCAAUGAGGAGGAGGGGCUCCACCAGCAGCCCAACAACACCAGGGCUCCUGCUCCCAAAGCCAAGAGAGAGCUAGUCCUCUCUGACCAGGCCCGGGAGAAGCUGUAUGAGGAGAAAUUGAAGCAGCAGCAGCAGGAGCUGAAGCAGCUGCAGGAGGAGCGCCAACGGCUCAUGGACAUCCAGGGCAAGAUCCAGGACCUGCAGCGGGCAUGCCCAGACCUGCAGUCGUCCGUGUCCAGCUCUGUGAGCGGGCCGGCUCUGAGGAAGAUCCCGGCAGCAGCGUCCACCCCAGCCUGUGGGAACUCUGCUUCAGCCACCUCAACUGUCCUCAAGCCCUCCGCUGAAGCUGCCUCCGCCUCCGUCGCUGACAACGAGCUGUGGACGGAGAUGCGGCGACACCAGAUCAUGCGCGAGGAGUUGCGCCAGCGCAGGAAGCACCUGGAGAGCCUGAUGGCAGAGCAGCAGCGCCGCAGCGUGCUCCACGACACCUCCUACAGGAGCGACGCAGCGCUCGAUACGACACACCUCCCACACGCCAUCAGCAGGGAUGAGAGGACCAUGGCCACGUGGGGAGGUUCCACUCCGUGCAGACUGGAUGACGAAGAGGACAGCUAUGCUUCAGAGGUGGAGGCUGAGGAAGAGGAGGAGGGAGAGGACUCCGGUGAAGAGUCCAGUUACACUGAUGACCUGCAGGUUUACCCCAGGAAGCAACCGUCCUACAGCAGCAAGAAAAGCAGGAACAGUCUGAAGGGCUCGGGUGGGUACCAGGGGGAGAGUGCUGGACUGAGCCAAUCCAAGCAGCAGCAGCAGCAGCAGCAGGGUGAGGGCAGCAGCGGCGGGAGGCGGCAGGAGAACUUGCGCUGGGCGACGGACCUCUCAUUCACCGAGGGCACGCACUACUGGCAGGAGCAGGUCAGCCAGCUGCAGAAACAACUGGACUUCAGCACCAGCAUGUGCCAGACACUGCUGCAGGACCAACAGACUCUGUCCUACAUGCUGCAGACACUGAUGACUGGGCCAUAUAACGUGUUGCCAGGAAGCAUGGCCUCUCCUCAGGUGCCCCUCAUCAUGCACCAGCUCAACCAGUGCUACACACAGUUAGCCUGGCAGCAGAGCAACAUCCAGAGGUUGAAGCAGGGUCUGAAUGAGCUGCUUCGUAAACAGCAGCAGGAGCAACAGCAAACGGGGCAGCAGAAGUCUCGGGUCCAGCCAGGUUCCACGCAAGACUCCAGCACCUGCUCUCUCUCCCCCUCCAUCUUCCUGCCCUAUGCGCUCAACCUGCCGGGGCUCGCCCCCUGCUCCCCUGGCUUUAACAUGGCCCCCAUGUUUCCUUCCGCGGGGGGCGAGUUCCCCCAGAGCCCUGCUGCGCAGGCUGGCCCCUCUCAGCAGCAACAGGACCCAAACCUCUCCAUGAAGACAGAGUACAUGAGCUUCCCACCACCCCUGCAGAGAUCCACAUUCAACAACACGGACAACCGGCCUCAGGCAGACAGCAGCCUGACGGACCCUCAGAGCCCCGGCUGGCUGAACAGCUCCCACGGCCCCCAGCAGCAGCAGCAGCAUGCUCCGCCCCCCGGCUCAGGGGCGCGACUCCCCCAGACGCAGCGCCCGCCGCUGCAGCAGCAACAGUCCUACACCCCGUCUUCGUCGCCUGUCGCGCCCAGACUGCUCCGGGCGCGCUGCUACCAGCAGCAAGACUCGCAGGAGUCCCUGAGCAGCAUGCCCGACCCGGGGGACCCCACCACAGUCACCAGGACCUACCGGCCUGGCAGGAAGGCCUCCGCUCAGGCCAGCCUGGCCUCGCGUGACAAAACGCCCAACGCCAAGACCCGACGAAGGAGGGGCAAGGGAAAACAUGCAGGUGUAGAGAGCGACAGUGUGUCCAGCACAGCAGACUAUUUCCAGGGGAGGGAGAGGGGCAGAGCCCCCCAGGCCCAGCCCAGAGGCCACAACCAGAGUCUACUGGACAAACUCACCCAGGAGAAGCUGGACAGCAAGACCAAGAGCAGCAAGCCCAACGACGUGUCAUCAGCGUAUGCUUGGAGAACACCCUUCCUCUCUAACAGAAUUGCAUGCACUGAAGCUCCAGAUGCUAGCAGUGAUUUCUCGCUGUUCGAAGCUCUGAGGGAGACCAUCUACUCUGAGGUGGCUACCCUCAUCUCCCAGAACGAGUCGCGCCCACACUUCCUCAUUGAGCUUUUCCACGAGUUGCAGCUUCUCAAUUCUGACUACCUUCGCCAGAGGGCCCUCUACUCAUUACAGGACAUCGUGACCAGGCACCUGACUGAGAAGAACGUGGCCGAGGACCAGGCUUCCUCCUUGGGGCCGGCGGUGUGGGUUGGGGGCUCCCAGUCUGAGCUCACCCCCAGUGAGAGUCUGGUCACCAGUGAUGCGGAGAUGUCGGAAAAGAACAUGGGCCUGAAGCCGAAGCUGGCGGCCGACGGUGACUCUGUGGAUGAGGAGAGCUUCAUGUCCACCUCCUCCAACCUGGAGCCCUUUGCCAGUGACGACCUAGGUAACACAGUGAUUCACUUAGACAAAGCUCUGGCCAGGAUGAGGGAAUAUGAGCGCAUGAAGCUUAAGGCCGAGUUUAACCCGAGCAACAAAAACAGCUCUGCUGCUGACGCCUCUAACACUGACCUGCCCUCGCCUAGCAAUGCCGCUGCUUCUGCUUCUGCUGCAGGACUACUGGAAGGGUCCUGUCAGGCGUCUGGAGACAUGCGCUGCCCUCAGAUCGACACCCAGCAGCUGGAUCGGCAGAUCAAAGCCAUCAUGACUGAGGUCAUCCCCUUCCUGAAGGAGCAUAUGGAUGAGGUGUGCUCUCACCAGCUGCUCACCUCCGUGCGUCGCAUGGUGCUCACGCUCACACAGCAAAACGACGAGAGCAAAGAGUUUGUGCGCUUCUUCCACCGGCAGCUGGGCGGCAUUCUCCAGGACUCCCUGGGGAAGUUUGUUGGUCGCACACUGCAGGAGUGUGGGGAGGACCUGCUAGUGGAGAUCUCGGAGAUUCUAUUUAACGAGCUGGCCUUCUUCAGACUCAUGCAGGACCUUGAUAACAAUAGCAGCAGCACAGCUAAGAACCGUACCAAGAGAAGUCGCAGCGCUGUCUCCACCAAACACGCCAACAAGACUGAGGGGAAAGGCACUGAUGGCGAGACUACAUUUUUGCCAGGUUACUGUGACCAAGACAAGGAUCGAGAUGAGACCGAGCAGGAAGGGGCCACUCAUAACCUGGAGAAAGAAGAGCAUUUGGAAGAGAAGGAUGGACAGAGCAGUGAAGCCUCUGAAGUGGAGGAGGAGGUGGAGGAUGAAGAAGAGGAGGAAGAGGAGGGCAGAGAUGGAGAUGGACCAUGCCUUUCUAUCAGCCUGUCCAAGGCAGAGACCCAACCCUUGACCAACUAUGGCAGCGGUGAGGAUGAGAACGAGCUGGAGGAGAUGGAGGAGUUUGAGGCUGGGCCAGUGGAGGUCCAGACAUCGCUACAAGCCAGCACCGACACCACACAUGACAACAAACAGUGUAAUGCCGUGAUUCAGAACAGCACCAGUCAAGAUCAUGAGACCUCAGAAGGUAAUGAAGCCAAAAGCACUAAGUCAGAGUCCAUAGAGGUGAUGGACUCCCCGGAGGAAGAUCGUGGGAGCGGCCACUCUGGAGCUGAGCCAGAGGCGCAGGGCGAAGCAGAGGGGAGCGAGGUGCCCCCUGUCCCGGUCACUGUCAACGGGCAGGGUGGCUCCCAGGGCUCCAGCUCUGGAAGCCCCGACACAGAGUCUCCAGUCAUGAUCAGUGUGGACGAGGUAGGCUCAGGAAACACUAGCCAGAAAUCAGAUGAGGAUGACUUUGUGAAGGUGGAGGAUCUGCCUCUACAGCUCUCUGUAAUGUCUGAGGAGGAGUUGAGGAAGAGGAUCACGGAGGAGCAGCAGAACAACAACCUGACAGUGGAGCUCCUCAACGGCAACACAGAGGGCCUCACAGGGCUCAUUGGUGAUGGCCUGGCCCUGAAAGAACCUGAGACCGUCGGAGCCCAGAGUGCAUGAGGACGUCUGGGCCAUCCCCAACACUAGUGCAACAUCAUCCAUGCUGCUUUACACUAGAGGAAAGUGACUCAACACGUGUGUUAAGGUUAAGCUGAGCCUACGAAAUGGAAAAAGAGACUAAUCUCAUUAGGUUCCAAUGGCACCACGCUGCUGCAAUCUACUGUUCUACAUAGAAGGAAGUGUCUAACUGUACAUGAAGGGGUUCUUUGUUGAACCCUAGAUGACGUUUUUAUAAGACGGAAAUUUUAGGGUUAGAGGACUCAUGUUGCUGUCCAUAGGCUCUGCAGUAGUCUGUGUAAUGUGUUUUUUAUUUUAUUUCAGUCUUUUAAGAUCUUUUGUUAUUUUAAAUGAAGCCUCAGAGAGGAAGCUGGUUAGGAUGGGCUUGGGUCCUGUUGUGGACAUUUGCAAUCAGUUACUGUUACUUAGUUAUGGCAUGGUGGCGUUUCUUCUGUUCCUGUGCCUGACUGCAUUAAAUGCCCCCCCAACACCCUGCGGCCUGCCACCGUGCAUUUGGCCUUUUUAAAGCCUUGGUUCAGUAGAAGCAGGUAGGCAUCUCAGAAUUCAACUUUUUUGUAGAUGUGUUGACGUGAUCGGUCAGAGUAUAGUUGCCAAAACUUGCUCGGUUGGUAUGUCAUGGGCUACAUGGCAAAAGAGAAUGGACCCCUCCCCCGGCACUAAAAUGUCCGUCUGUCUGUCUUGCCUGCCUUUUGUGGGGGGGGUUGGGGUAGAGGUCGACCUCAGAUGCACUCUUUUAAAUGUGUAUGUAUCGUUUUAUUUUUAUGUUUUCAGGCACGUUGGCCUUUUUCAGUGCUUGGGCAUCUUAUCCCAUUCUGAUUUCCAUGUAAUUCAGAUAUUUACUAUGAGGUUUUAAGAUUAAAUGGAAAAAAAAAGAAUAAAACAUUGAUUUUUACUUUUCCCUCCAGUAAAA
Molecule: messenger RNA, 7444 nt
Organism: Alosa sapidissima (American shad)
Lineage: Eukaryota; Metazoa; Chordata; Actinopteri; Clupeiformes; Clupeidae
Gene: pcm1
Product: pericentriolar material 1
Exons: 40
Coding region: 217-6516 (2099 amino acids)
Biological process (GO): cilium assembly; intraciliary transport involved in cilium assembly; protein localization to centrosome
Cellular component (GO): centriolar satellite; centrosome; centriole
Source: RefSeq, a predicted model, not a curated record